AUGGCGCCCCCAUUUGCGACAAAGGCAGCGCCGACGUACAGCCCGCGCGCCCAGGCUGCUUUGCUUAAAUCUGCGAAUCAAGUCUUUGAUUUAAACCAGGUUGCUGAAUCCCUCGAUGAGUUAACAAACGGCAUUACGCUUGCCUACAUCCUUCAUGAAUUAGAUCCAGAAUUUGAUCCAUCACAUCUUGAGUCACGUCAUGGCACCUCGAAAUACCUAACCAAUAAACGAAACAUCCAGGCCGUUUACAAAGGUCUCUUCAGAUUCAUACGUCAGCAGGUUCCUGAGCUGAGCUGUCAAGCAAAAAAGUUCGAUUAUCACGCAGUGGCAGAGAAUCCCGAGCCUCAGGGCAUCAGCCAGCUUCUCGCCGUCAUGGUAUCUGCUGCCGCUAUGGGUCCCGACAACGGCAAAUAUGUUCCAAGAAUACAACAUGGUCUCGACCGUGAAAACCAGGCGGAGAUCAUGCAAAUCAUUCGAGCAAUGCAACAAGAUAUCUCCAACUUUAAAGACGCUGAUGAUUUGGAUGAGGCUAUUGAUGCGGUCAUGGAAGCGAGGGAUAUCGAUCUUUUGGUAGAAGAACAAAAUGCCGUACUACGGCAACAGCUUGACAGCACAAAGAAAAACCUUUCGGAUUAUAUCACUCGUUUGGAGCAUCUCCAACUGAGCCAUGAAGAACUAAAAUAUGAAAAGGAAAAGAACGAUCGUGAACUCGAGGUUUUACGAAAAGCUACGCAAGACGGAGCCAACAGUGCAGAGGCUAUCAAGUUACUUGAGUCUCAAGUCCACGAGCAAAUGGAAAUCAUAGCGAGAAAUGAAGAAACUAUUCGUAAUCACGAUCGAGUCAAAUCGCAGCUAGAGGGAGAGCUUCAAAGAUUAAACCAGAAAAGCAUCCAGGCGGACGAACUCAGGGAUCAGGUAGCAGAGUGGAAGCAUAAAGCAGAGGAGUUUGAAAAGAAAGCAAAUGCAGCGGAGAGAUACAAGCAAAAACUUGAAUCCCAGCAACACCUCGCUAAAGAAGUCCAAAAUCUGCAAUAUGAAAAAGCCGAGUUGCAGGACCAGCUACGCUCCCUCGUGGAUGACAGAGAAAAGGACGACAGAACCCGGAAAGCGGAGGAUGAACUUACCAAAAUGAUAACACAGUCAGAACAACACCUAUGGGAUGAGCGCAAUCAAAAAAACCAGCUGCUUAGAGAUGUUGCUGCCCUUGAGGAGGAGCUAACAAGACUAAAGGCUCAAAGAACACACGAUGAAAGGUUUAUUCAAGACUUACAAGAGCAGAUGCAACAGGAAUCUGACGGGGUAACGCAAGGCGGCAAUAUUGGUGCAGUCUCCGGCGCAUUUAGCUUGGAGGAUGAAUUGAAUAAUGCGACCGACGAGGAUAAACAGACCAACCUUCCAUUGGAAUUGUCUCGGGUUAAAGCGGAAAAUGAGCUCCUUAGACGAACACUUGGAUCAACAGGAGACGCAGCCCUUCUCAGGCGUGAACUUGAAGAGCAACGCCGGCAGCGGGAUCGCCUGCAGCAGAAUUUUAAUGACAUUUUCGAAAAGCAUACAUUGUCUCAAGAACAAAUUGCGGCUUUGAUAAGUGAAUCCACCAAGGAAGGAUCUGAAGCAUUCAUUAAUUUGCGGACUCAGCUCGUCGGGUCACAGGAAGAGCUUGAUGCAACUAAAAGACGGACUGCCGAGCUGCAAUCUAAGGUUUCGGAUACAGAUCGAGAGCUGAUUGCAGUCAAAGCAAAACUUUCGGCCGCAGAAAGGACCGGGAUUGAAGUCAUUGAUGAGCUCAAGAGCACCGACAAACUGAUCUCUGAAUCCCUCAAGACAGAGCUGGACAGGCUAAGGGAGGACUACAAUUUUGUCGUCGGUGAACGGGACGCUCAGAAGUCCCAAUUGAUUGAAGCACUUCUUGCGAAGGACAAGCUCAGAAAAGAAAUUGAAGAUACAAAGGAACUGCAAGAUAGCUCAACAGCUGGGUUGGCGGAUGCAGAUAUGACUGAGACGAUGAAGAAAUCCAGUGAAAAGAUCGAAAAACUGCGCAUACGUCUCAAGGAGCGUAAAUUGCAACUUGAACAAUCGGAGCAAGAGAAAUGUGACUUACAAAAUCGCCUCAAGGCAGCUCAAGGUGGCGAGGCUUCGGGUAGCCAAAGGGCUGCUGAUCAGCUCAUCAAAAACCUUCAAAGAGAAAACGCUCUCAUAGCAACAGCCUGGUAUGAUCUCACAAGUCGACUGCAGAGCAACCAUGUUGUAGUUCAGCGGCGCCAUGACGCACCAAGAAGCUGGCUGAACAAGCAGAGGCAGAUGGUCAAUGGUCAGUUGCGCCAACGCGACUUGCUCUACCUCUACUGA
Metarhizium album ARSEF 1941 is the source of this 2346-nucleotide messenger RNA. RefSeq names its product M protein repeat protein. The transcript is spliced from 6 exons. NCBI's taxonomy places the organism in Eukaryota, Fungi, Ascomycota, Sordariomycetes, Hypocreales, Clavicipitaceae. The coding region runs from base 1 to 2346 and encodes 781 amino acids. The record is from RefSeq and is a predicted model, not a curated record.